This is a messenger RNA of Schistosoma curassoni, 1197 nucleotides long. Lineage: Eukaryota; Metazoa; Platyhelminthes; Trematoda; Strigeidida; Schistosomatidae. The record is from the annotation of a GenBank genome assembly.
AUGUUGAAUGAUCAACUAAAUAUAUUUUUAAAUGUUACUGAGUCUAAGGAUUUCAAUUUAAGUCAUAAAGACUAUAAUAAUACAGAGGAUUUGAAAAAUAAAAAGGAUGUUAUUAUAGAUGAACACCUACAAUCUAUUGGACUAAUCAUUUUAUUGGUUUUAUUCUUUACAAUUGUUAUUGGUAAUUUGACUGUACUUGGUGUGAUUUUUUCAAGAAAAAUCAAAACACAAAUGAAAAUAUUCAUUAUUAAUUUAGCUAUUACAGAUCUCUUUGUAGCCCUCGGUGGAAUCUUACCGGAAAUAAUUUGGAAUAUCACAAUUGUAUUUUAUGCACCAACAUUUGUUUGUAAACUAGUGAAGUAUAUGUCUACUACCAUAACAUACGGAAGCUCUUUCGCAUUAAUAGCGUUAAGUAUUGAUCGUGCAGAGGCUGUAUGUAGACCGCUCCGAGCUACCUCAUCGAAAUUUAGUAAAAAAACACAUGCCCUCAUGUUAAUCGGAUCUGCAUGGUUAGCAGCAGUGGUAUGCGGUAUACCUACAGCGUUACUAGCUCAAAAAGUUUAUGAAGGGACACAGUAUGAAAACUGUCGAUUCGACUUUAGCAGGAUUAGUCCACAAGCCUAUCUAACCUCUAUAGCAAUGUCAGUUUUUGUCAUACCAGCAUUUAUUAUAGCCACCUGUCAUAUUAUCAUCGUAAUUAAAAUUUGGAGUGCAUCCAAAUCUCGAAAAUUCAGAAUAAAUGAUCUACCAGAUUUGCGACAAAAGCGAUCUCAGGAAAAACAUCUAAGCAAUCCACUUUCUGUAACUACGAUUUCUAUAUCAAACAAAAAGCUAAGUGAAUUGUCACUCGAUAAAAAGAGUCUGCGAAUUGGAUUAUCUAGACGUAUUAACCGUAAACAUGUACAUUCCAGUUGUAUAUCCCGUGCUAAAGUGAAAACAGUCAAAAUGACUUGUCUGAUAGUCUCAACUUAUGUGAUUUGUUGGUGUCCAUUUAUGGUAUGGAACUUAAUGGUUACUUAUGGAUAUAUGAGACGAUAUGCUCCAUAUUUGAUGAAAUAUUCACCAAUUAUUCAACAUUUGGUACCACUGAAUUCAACAGUAAAUCCUGCGAUAUUUUGGAUAUUCAAUGCAGAAAACUUUAUUCGGAGACGAAGAAGAACAACUGGAAUAGUUGUGACAGAUGCAACGAAAUUUUGA